AUAAAUACACAAGUGUUCAUUUCUUGUUUCAUUCAAUUUUUUCAAUAGUAUCUAUCACUUGCAUAGUCUUUCAAUAUGUCGAAUAAAGAGGAUGCAAACACCAUCGUUGUUUCUCCAAUUUGCCAUCCUAUAUCAAGGUGGUGGUCGAAGGAGACGGUAGCGAUCGUGACCGGAGCUAACAAGGGCAUCGGGUUUGCCCUAGUUAGGCGGCUGGCGGAGCUAGGGCUGACGGUGGUUCUCACAGCAAGAGACACCGGCCGCGGCCUAGCGGCGGUUGAAGCAUUGAAGAAUGAAGGCUUCCAUGUUCAUUUUGGUUGCCUUGAUAUUUCUAACCAAAAUUCUAUUGAAAAAUUUGUGACAUGGUUUCAACAAGCUUUUGGUGUUGUGGAUAUACUGAUAAAUAAUGCGGCGGUGUCGUUCAACGAGCUAUACGGGAAUUCGGUGGAGCAGGCGGAGACGGUGGUGCAAACCAAUUUCUACGGCCCGAAAAUGCUGACGGAGGCCCUUCUGCCGCUCUUCCGCCGCGAAAGCACGGCGGCGAGGAUUCUCAAUAUCAGCUCAAGGCUUGGAUUAUUAAAUAAGCUCAAGAAUCCCAAAUUAAAAGCAAUGCUUCUCGAUGAAGAAAAUCUAUCAGAAUCCCAAAUAGAAGAAAUGCUCAAUUUAUUCCUCAAAGAUGUGAAAAAUGGGACAUGGAAAAGCAAUGGAUGGCCCCAAAUUUGGACUGAUUAUGCAGUUUCUAAAUUGGCUCUUAAUUCAUACUCCAAAAUCUUGGCUAGACGUUAUAAAGGGAAUGAAGAGCAGAUUAGUGUCAAUUGCUUCUGCCCCGGCUUCACUCAAACCUCGAUGACGGGUGGCAAGGGCUUGCACACGGCCGACACUGUCGCUGCGAUCGGCGCCCGCCUCGCCUUGCUCCCGGUGGACGAGCUGCCCACCGGGAAGUUUUUUGUUAUCGGGUCGAGUAACCCUAUUUAUUCCAAGUUGUGAUGGGAUAUGAUAGUAUAUAGCUCUUAAUUUGGUGUCUUUGAAUUUGUUAUCCUAGUGUUAUUGUGGUUGUUAUUCAUGUGUGACAUCCUAUCUUUUGUUUAAUUAGUGCAAUUUUAUAGUUUUAUUAUCGAA
Salvia hispanica is the source of this 1116-nucleotide messenger RNA. Its product is annotated as (+)-neomenthol dehydrogenase-like. Gene Ontology annotation, molecular function: oxidoreductase activity, acting on the CH-OH group of donors, NAD or NADP as acceptor. Gene Ontology annotation, cellular component: membrane. The record is from RefSeq and is a predicted model, not a curated record. NCBI's taxonomy places the organism in Eukaryota, Viridiplantae, Streptophyta, Magnoliopsida, Lamiales, Lamiaceae.